AAAAGCACAUAUUUGCAUGCUGUGACAUUAUAUAAAUCUCUUGUCCAGGAUGCAGGGGGCGUUUAUUCUAUUGUUUACAUUAUCUUGUGCUUUAGCCCAGUAUGAUCGAGGUCCAUAUCCUCCGAAGAAGCCUGUAGGAGUAUGCAUUCUAAAUGAUGGCAGAACGUACAAGGUAGGAGAGAAUUUUCCCGCCGGUGACGGCUGUAACGGGUGCACCUGCCGCUCCGACUUAAACGUCGUGUGUACCUUAAUAGAUUGUGGAGGAAAUCCCUCGGACGUUUGUUCUAAACCAAAGGUCGUGGGUCCUUGUAAAGCUUUAAUAAGGCGUUGGUGGUACAACAAAAGAACGAACCGCUGUGAAAGAUUUAACUAUGGCGGGUGUCAGGGAAAUCAAAAUAACUUUGAAUCGAAGAAGGGAUGUGAAAACCGCUGCAAGAGGAGAGCAUAUCGUCCUGGACGUAAAUAAAUUACUUUUGAAGCAAUCUCGGACCUUGCUGCUCUUAUUUGUAUAUCAACUUCCAUCUUUGAAGACAGGUGAAAUCGUUCGAUUGAUGAAAAAUGUAUAUGUGCGAAAAGUGCAGAAAUAAGAGUACAAUAUCUUAUCCUCCUGUUUUUAUUGUUUGUUUAAAUUGAAAUAAAAAGUGAAAUAAUA
Molecule: messenger RNA, 652 nt
Organism: Saccostrea cuccullata (small rock oyster)
Lineage: Eukaryota; Metazoa; Mollusca; Bivalvia; Ostreida; Ostreidae
Product: BPTI/Kunitz domain-containing protein-like
Exons: 5
Coding region: 50-466 (138 amino acids)
Biological process (GO): negative regulation of peptidase activity
Molecular function (GO): serine-type endopeptidase inhibitor activity
Source: RefSeq, a predicted model, not a curated record